Messenger RNA from Cynoglossus semilaevis (tongue sole), 4111 nucleotides. RefSeq names its product somatostatin receptor type 5. Gene Ontology annotation, biological process: neuropeptide signaling pathway; regulation of insulin secretion; cellular response to glucocorticoid stimulus. Gene Ontology annotation, molecular function: neuropeptide binding; somatostatin receptor activity. Bases 2853 to 3869 code for a protein of 338 amino acids. The transcript has a single exon. Lineage: Eukaryota; Metazoa; Chordata; Actinopteri; Pleuronectiformes; Cynoglossidae. Gene Ontology annotation, cellular component: plasma membrane; neuron projection. The record is from RefSeq and is a predicted model, not a curated record.
AUGUAAAUAUAAUAGUGCUGAUAUAUAAUAAAACGUUAUUUUUUUUCUGAAGAACUUUCCUUUUGUAAGGAUCCUUGAACACAACAGAUGUUUUUCCUCUGAUCUGUACAAGAAACGUACACAGAGUGAUUGGAACCAUCCCUAAAAGACUCAACUACAUAUUUGUCCAGCUGUUCUCCCAGGGUUGGAUGAUAUUUUUCGUGUCUUAUUUUUAGAGUAAAUUGUGAAAAAUCAACAAACAUUACCGAGCACAGACCCCCACAUGUCUGGUGGUACACAAUAAAUCAAUUAGUGAUGCUUUCAGAUCAUGUUGCUGCAGCUUUAUCAACCUCAUUAAUGAAACACAGAUGUUUAAAGCAUCUCACAUUGUUGUUCUUCCAACGGCACUUUAAAUAUUUUACAUUUCUGUGCUGAGCUGCUGGGGGCUGAGGUUGAGGGGGGAGUGUCAAGAUUUGCAUUACUCAUGGGUGACUCUAGCUUAACGGGGGGUGGGGGGGGAGUUGCUGGGAAACAAAGGGCUGGUGAAAACAAGCAGAAACCCAGAAACAAUAAACACAUAAUAAGCAAUGUGGAAUUUCCAGAUUUGUUUUUGCUCACUGUGGCCUCAACUCACUCCCAAGUAAUGAGCAUUUAUGCAGCAGCCUUUUCCUUUCUGUACGUAUCAUGGUUUACUGCAAGUGCAGUGUUGUGAAAGAGGCUGCACGGAUGUGACAUUAUCGGCUCUAGUUGGAAUAAUUGAGAAGUUGAAACUACAGUACUUAGAGUAUGGGGGCCAAAAAUGAAGUUCAAGUACACAAAAGUGCUUUGAAAAUGUAGUCACAACCUUUAGACUAGGAAUGAAGUCUUGACCCGUCUGCACCAAGUCUUUUGGUCCACAGCAUAAACAGUAAACUAUGAUAUGAACACAAGUUCCUUUCUUCAUCUACUACAGUGUGGUGGUCAAAUAAUCUUAUGUUAAAUAAAAAACAACAAACAAAAAUCUAAUGAUCAUUUUCAGCUUAUAUGUUAAAUAAGAUGUUUAACCCAAUCUCCAUUAUGGCAUUUAUGAUUCCCACUGAAAGUACGUAAGUAUGUCUCUGUUGAUCCUGGGUCUUUGCUGUUCAAAUUAAAACUCCUGUCGCUCCGUCUUCGGACUGUCGUCAACUGUGGCUAAACGUUCAGACAGGGACAUUUUUAAUGUUGCCGUGGGAAGAUUUCUGUCGUAAAACUGGCCGGAACCACCCCGGCUCCUUUACACUUGUUUGGAUAACAGUUGAGGUCUGGGUCUCAGGAAGAGGUCAUCAGAGUCUUAUCUAACCUUUACCACACAAAAACAUUCCCAUGUUUCUAACGGCUAGAGCUAACAUUAGCUGGUCUAAGUUGGGAAAGUCUUUGGACUGAAAGAAAACCUGAGUACCACAGGUACAUCGUACCACACGUGAGUUCUUUUCUUCCCCUACAUCUCCAAAUGGCCGCGGCACACGUGGACGUCAACAACUCCAGGUUAUAUAAAUACUGUGUGCUCAAUACGAGGCUGCGGAAAAAAGGCAGGAUGAAAUGCUGCUGUUUUCACGGGGCUGAGUUUCCAGUGAAGCUGCAUCAAGUGUCAGUCUCUGGGGACACGUUGAGCUUAUCAGGAGUUUAAGACCGCUGAGGCAUUUCCAGCACAUUUGAAGAAGCUCUUACCAGGGUUUUAUUGUGCACAGUGAGGAUGUAGAUAAGGUUCUCAGUGUCUGUGGGACAAUAAAAACGUGGGCCAGAGGUUGGUGGACUGGAGGAGUCUGAUUGAGCUCCUCUUGCUGUGUGUUGAUAGGUGGCUAAACGAGCUGAAGGGGUUUUACCACGGGGGGAGAAAGUUCUCAAAGUAUUUCAGCUAUGCGUGUCAGAGCGGCAACAGGAAGAGGGUCAUCACUUAUCCAAGGGUCUUUAAUCUUCACCCAGACCCUUUACUAGCCUUUCGCCUCCUCCUUUUAUGAUACAUUGAUAGAUGGGAGUCCAGGAGAACAGCAGAGCCAGGGCUGGGAGGAGGAUGGAUGGGAUGUGAACACCCCCCCCCCCCACUCACAAAGAGCAAACCAUGUCAAAUGUCAGAAAACAAAAACCUUGAAAAGGUAGACAGAUCAUUCGUUUUUCUGCUGUCGGCAGAUUUACUCCGUCUGGGCCGUGAUGGUGGGUGGGCCGGGUGACGAGACGAGGUCUUCUGCUGAUGGCGAGGAUGGAGCAUUAGGAGAGGAGAGGUGAAGUAAACAGAAGAAGAAGAAGACGAAGACGAAGUUAUGAAAACAAGAGUAGUGUAGCAGAUGGGGCCGGGAUUUACCUUGGAAACAGCAUUACAGCAGAGGAGCUGGGUGAGGGAGUGAGGCGGGGAACUCAGGAGGGGCGUGAGCCAAGCUGGAGUUUAUCACAAUCUCUGGAGACAGAUGAACAGGAGGGGGGGGGGUGUCAUACCCCCCCCAACACGCACACACACACACACACAGGAGCAGAAGACACACUUCUCACACUGUGGGGGGAACAGAUAUAAAGGGGACUCCCAGGGAGAAGGAGCGCUCAGGCGAACGUUUGAGCUGCCGUCCGGCUCAUUUCCACUCUGCUGUGCGUCACUGAGAGUGUUUAUGUGUGUGAGAGAGCGUGUGUGUGAAAGAGUGAGAGAGAGAGAGACAGAGAGAGGUGUAAGUGCUCAUGUGUGUAAGAGUGGAGUCUCCACCGCAGAAGAUUACACUUUGACACCUCUCAUCAGAAGAUAAAUGAAGAAGUGUUGACCUGAGGACCGGAGUGAAAACCUGCUCAAAGCCGGGGAUUUGACUUUUGUUGACUGUGCUCAGGAUCAGGACUUCUUUAAAACUCCAUACUGUGAGGUGAUCUGGUGAAGAAUGGACGUCCUCUCUCCAGCAGACACGGACUUCAACCACACGUCCGAGGACCAGCAUCGUUACUUUGAGGACAACAUGGAUGCUUUUGGGAUCACCAUGGCUGUUCUCUAUCUGUUGGUCUGCGUCCUGGGACUCACCGGGAACUCCUUAGUCAUUACUGCCAUUUUAAAAAUCGACAAAAUGUCAUCUUCCACAACGGUGUACAUUUUCAAUCUGGCUCUGGCCGACGGACUCUUCAUGGUCGGACUUCCCUUCAUCGCCAGCCAGAACUUUCAGAACCGGUGGAUGUUUGGCGACACGGCCUGCAAGGUGGUCAUGGUGCUGGACGGCAUCAACCAGUUCACCAGCGUCUUCUGCCUGACGGUGAUGAGCAUCGACCGAUACAUGGCGUUGGCCAACCCUCUCCGGUUUGCGCGGUGGAGAACACCACGUUGUGCCAAGCUGGUCUCAGCGUUCCUGUGGCUGUUUUCACUCCUCACCAUUCUUCCCAUGGCGCUCCACUUCUCAGCGGAUCAAGGCCUGUGCAUACCAGACGUGGUCUCCGACACCUGGUGGCUCGGCGUCCUAUCCUACACCUUUGUUAUGGGCUUUGCGCUGCCGUUUACCGUGAUGACCGUCUCCUACACGGCGUUGCUUCUCACCUUGCGACGGCAGAGACCCCAAACUUUGACGACAGACAGGAACCACCGUGUGGAGCGACAGGUCACCAGGAUGGUGGUGGCGGUGGUGUUGGUGUUUGGCGUUUGCUGGCUGCCGUUCUACACCUUCAACUUCUGGUCCUUGAGUCAGGAGGUCCUGGUCAAGGAUUUUGCCCGGGCCUUUGAGUUCAUGGUACUGCUGUCGUACUCGUGGAGCUGCGCCAACCCCAUCCUCUACGCCUCCCUCUCCGACACCUUUAGGAAGUACUUCCGCACACUGCUCUGUCCUGAGGACAAGUCACCUCCCAGCAUGCAGUGCAACACUGAACGAUACAACUUGUAUGACACUGGAGUGGCAGAUGUCAGCGUGCUGUCUUAGAGGGAAGAGUCUGAGCUCAUUAUUUACUUUAAUACUGAUAUGAAUUACGUGAAAUGACUUCAUUAACCAUUUUCUGUUUGUCUCUGUAAUUUCUCACAAACAGCUGCAUAUUCUGUUUUUCCUCUAAAUGUUAAAUUGUACAGAUUUUCUUGAAACUUGUCAUAUGAUGUACUCGUCCAAAUCAUGCGAGUACUCUGUAUAUACCUUUAAAGGACAUGUUGCUAGUCUGGAUCAAAUGAGGA